CAGAAACCUCUGGUAUGUCGGAGAAACCACUCUGUUACUUGCAGAAGUCCAUGUGUUGAUUUUCGGUGGAGUUGGGGUCUUUGCUGCGGUUUGGAAAUCAAGAGAAAAGCCCCGAGCUGAAAGAGACAGGGGAAAAAAAUUACUGACAUAAUACUACAGCAACAUGGAAAAGCAACCAGGGAACUGAAAAUGAGAGAAUUCGCUACUUCUGUGAAACUACUCACUAGUUUCGAGAUGUCCCCCCACAUAUGUCGCAGGAAAUAUUUCCCAUAAUACAAUGCAAGCAAACAAAUAGAGGUUCAAGAUGGCGGCUGAUAGUGAUCCGGAGUCGGAAGUGUUUGAAAUCACAGACUUCACCACCGCCUCGGAAUGGGAAAGGUUUGUUUCAAAGGUAGAGGAAGUGCUGAAUAACUGGAAACUGAUUGGAAGUAGCGUACACAAACCUCUGGAGAAGGGCGAAUAUAACAGUGGCACCUGGGAAGAAAAGACAGAAGAAAUUUCCUUUGCAGACUACAAAUUUACAAUAACGCAUCACUAUUUAAAAAAAGAGUCACCCGACGGGGAAGAAAAAGAGGAACCAGAGGAAGAUGCAUUCCCUGCAGCUAUGCAAGAUUUGCUGUGCAUGAACAAUGAUUUUCCACCCAGAGCUCACUGUUUAGUCAGAUGGUAUGGGGUGCGUGAGUUUGUUAUAAUUUCUCCAGGAGCCAACAAUGAUGCAAUCAUCAGUGAAUCAAAGUGUAAUCUGCUGUUAAGUUCCAUAUCAAUUGCCUUGGGGAACACAGGCAGCCAGGUACCACUGUUUGUACAAAUCCAGCAGAAGUGGCGACGGAUGUAUGCUGGUGAAUGUCAGGGUCCUGGGGUCCGCACUGACUUUGAAAUGGUCCACCUUCGCAAAGUGCCAAACCAGUACAGUCACCUGUCAGGACUGCUGGAUAUCUUCAAGUCAAAGAUUGGUUGCCCUUUGACUCCCAUACCCCCUGUGAACAUAGCAAUCAGGUUCACAUACAUCCUUCAGGACUGGCAGCAAUAUUCCUGGCCCCAACAACCUCCAGACUUUGAUGCACUUCUGGGAGGGGAAGUUGGAGGAGUGGAAUUUGGGAAGUUGCCAUUUGGAGCCUGUGAGGAUCCUAUUAGUGAACUUCACUUAGCCACGACUUGGCCCCACCUGACAGAAGGCAUUGUUGUUGAUAAUGACGUUUAUUCCGAUUUAGAUCCUGUUCAGGCACCUCAUUGGUCGGUGAGAGUAAGAAAAGCAGAUAACCCUCAAUGCCUUCUGGGUGAUUUCCUUAGUGAAUUUUUUAAACUCUGUUGUCGGAAGGAGUCUACUGAGGAAAUUCUAGGAAGGUCACCUUUGGAGGAAGAGGGAAAAGAGAAUGCAGAUAUUAGUCAAGCCUUAUCUAAACUGACUGAGCCAACCACUGUUCCCAUUCAUAAACUGUCUGUGUCCAGCAUGGUUCACAGUGCACGGAAAAGGAUGCGCAGACAUCGACAUGUGGAGGAGUCACCACUCAGUAACGAGGUCCUUAAUUCAAUUUUAUUGUACCUUUUCCCAGAUGCAGCUGAGAAACCAUCCAAUGGAGCUGAAGAAAAACCUUGCACAUCUAAUGCAAACCGGCCACCUGAAAAAGAGCCUGAGAACUAUAAUCUGUACAAUCAGUUCAAGUCCUCUCCUGCUGACAGUCUUACCUACAAACUGUCCCUCUGUCUCUGCAUGGUCAACUUCUAUCACGGAGGAGUAAAGGGUGUGGUACAGCUCUGGCAGGAGUUUGUGUUGGAAAUGCGUUACAGAUGGGAAAACAAUUAUCUCGUGCCAGGGUUAGCCAGUGGACCUCCUGAUCUAAGAUGUUGCUUAUUGCACCAGAAGCUGCAGAUGUUAAACUGUUGCAUUGAGAGGAAGAAAGCCAGAGACAAUGGGAAGAGGCCGAGCUCUUCGGACAGUUCUGCUGGCAGUGCGGGGGAGAGGAAGGUGUCCGGCAGUGACAAUGGGAAGGCCGCACAGAAUUCCUCUGGGAUUGUGGACCGGAGAGAGAGAGGAGAGGCCAACCAGGGGAAGUCUUGGGAAUCCUGGAGUGACAGUGAGGAAGAGUUCUUCGAGUGCCUCAGUGACACGGAGGAGCUGAAAGAAAAUGCACAGGACAAUGAAAAGAAGGAGGGACCUCCAAAAGAAAACAAAGACGCACCAAGGACUAAAGCUGAAGGCCGUCUGCAUCCGCAUGGGAAACUGACCCUGCUGCACUACAUUCAAGAGCCCCUGUAUAUCCCAGUAACACAAGAGCCGGCUCCAAUGACAGAGGAUUUGCUAGAAGAACAGUCAGAGGUGUUGGCUAAAUUAGGGACAUCAGCUGAAGGAGCGCAUCUGCGGGCUCGAAUGCAGAGCGCCUGUCUACUCUCAGACAUGGAGUCCUUCAAGGCAGCUAACCCUGGUUGCUGUUUGGAAGACUUUGUGAGGUGGUACUCUCCCCGGGAUUAUGUUGAGGAGGAGGUGCUUGAUGAGAAAGGCAAUACAAUUACCAAGGGGGAGCUGAGCGCCAGGAUGAAGAUACCUGGAAACAUGUGGGCGGAGGCCUGGGAGACGGCCAAGCCAGCCCCAGCACGCAGGCAAAAGAGGCUUUUCGAUGACACCAGAGAGGCGGAAAAGGUUCUGCAUUAUUUAGCUGUUCAGAAACCUGCUGACCUCACAAGACAUUUAUUGCCCUGCAUUAUCCAUGCUGCCAUUCUCAAAGAGAAAGAGGAAGAAUCGACAGAAGAUAUUGCUUCUGUAAGAAAAGUAAUUUCGCAGAUAAUCUCUAAUGCCAGCAAGAUUUUACGUUAUCCCAACCCAGAUUAUAAGAAACUGGAGGAAAUUAUUAACCAGAUAAUGGCUGUGGAAACCAUUAUUGCCAGGGCACGGUCUCUAAAAGCAAAGUUUGGGAUCAAUAAAUGUGAAAACAUUGAUGAAAAGGAGGAUCUGGAAAAGUUUGUGAAUUCUUUGCUGGAGGAACCAGAGGUGUCAGUGGUUGGAGCAGGAAGAGGCCCAGCUGGAAGCAUUAUUCACAAUUUAUUUGUCACUGCUCAGAGGCUGGCUGAAUCUACUGAUGAGGCUGCCUUGAUGACCCUCAUGGAUGAGGAGUCUGUGAAGUCUGGCUCUCAGGAGGAACGGAGGCAGAACCUAGGAGCCGUUUCGGAUUUUCCUCCUCCAGCUGGCCGCGAAAUAAUUCUGCGGACCGCAGUGCCCCGACCUGCUCCGUACUCUAAACCACUCCCUCAGCGCAUGUUCUGUGUGCUAAUGAAAGAAGAUUUCAGACUGGCAGGGGCAUUUUCAUCUGAUACUUCGUUUUUCUGAAUCGCCUCCCCCCUCCCCCCUC
This is a messenger RNA of Polyodon spathula (Mississippi paddlefish), 3344 nucleotides long. Its product is annotated as rab3 GTPase-activating protein catalytic subunit-like. Gene Ontology annotation, molecular function: GTPase activator activity. Gene Ontology annotation, biological process: positive regulation of GTPase activity. NCBI's taxonomy places the organism in Eukaryota, Metazoa, Chordata, Actinopteri, Acipenseriformes, Polyodontidae. The transcript has 27 exons. The coding region runs from base 305 to 3322 and encodes 1005 amino acids. The record is from RefSeq and is a predicted model, not a curated record.